AUGACGAAGCUUACUCUCCAGUCAAAGCAUCGACUGCAGUCGGGGCAUGAAAUCCCUGUCAUUGGAUAUGGGGUGUAUCUGAUUCCCUCGUCUGCGACUGAGAAGGCUACCCUUGAAGCCCUGGACAUUGGAUUCCGCCAUGUCGACUCAGCGAUUAUGUACCGCAACGAGAAGCCCUGCGGAAAGGCAAUCCUGAAUUCCCCACUGGACCGAUCGCAGGUGUUCUUCACGACAAAGAUCCCGCCCGAAUCAAUGGGCUACGAGGCCACCAAGCGGGCCAUCAACUCGAGUCUACGAGAAGCAGCACAAGACUACUUCGACCUGAUUCUAAUCCAUGCCCCAUAUGGCGGCAAGGAAGCCCGUCUAGGCUCCUGGGAUGCUUUAGUCGAAGCCCAGAAUGCAGGCAAAACUAAAGCCAUCGGGGUGUCUAAUUACGGUAUCCACCAUCUCGAAGAACUGGAGGCCUACAUCCACGGCGGCGGAGGUGGCCAGAUCGACGUAGGUCAGUACGAGCUGCAUCCAUGGCUGGACCACUCGGAUAUCGUGGAGUGGCUGCAGAAGAGAAACAUAAUCGUCGAGGCAUACUCCCCCCUUGCGCAUGGAAGCCGAUUGAGAGAGCCCGUGUUGGCGUCCAUCGGGAAGAAGUAUGGGAAGACACCGGCGCAGGUGUUGAUUCGGUGGAGUUUACAAAUGGGAUUCGUGCCUCUGCCUAAGUCUGCCACGCCCCAGCGCAUUCGGGAGAAUGCCGAUGUCUUUGACUUUGAGCUGGCAGCUGAGGAUAUGAAGUUGCUGGAUACAGGAGAGUAUUCGCCCACGGACUGGGAUCCGACCGUUGACGAGGAUUGA
Messenger RNA from Penicillium paradoxum, 846 nucleotides. RefSeq names its product aldo/keto reductase family protein. The transcript is spliced from 6 exons. The record is from RefSeq and is a predicted model, not a curated record. Gene Ontology annotation, molecular function: oxidoreductase activity. Bases 1 to 846 code for a protein of 281 amino acids. NCBI's taxonomy places the organism in Eukaryota, Fungi, Ascomycota, Eurotiomycetes, Eurotiales, Aspergillaceae.